CUUCUGGAUACUCUCAAGCUUUAUGAAGAAGCUUCUGAUCAACAGGAUGUGGAAGGAGAGAAUGAAGAUUUUCCAAGCAGAAUUGCAAAGCUCUUCUCAACCGUCUCAAAAUCCUAGAAUGCCAUUUGCAUCUUUUUGGGUAGCUCUAGAGCCAGGUCAGCUAAAAGUAAGCGUGGAUCUAAAUUUUUUGAGCCCUAGUUGCUCGGGGUACGGUAUUGUGUUGAGAGACUCUACAGGAAAUGUAGUAGCUACAUCUUUUGGUAAAACUAAAGCUUCCUCUCCCAUCCAAUCAGAAGCUAUGGCUUUGCUCACUGGUAUGAAGAUUCUGAAAGAUUUUGACAAAGUACAUAUAAAGGUGGAAUUGGAUUGUCUUCCUCUACUUCAAGCACUGAACUCUAAGAACUUUGACUUGGCCUUAGAUGCUUUGUUUUUUAGCAAGGAUAUUGAUGUUGUUGCUGCUAGUCUUUCUAUUUUUUUAGUAUUUGUAAACAGACUUUAUAACAGGAUUGCCCAGCUAAACAAGGUCUAAAA
Molecule: messenger RNA, 531 nt
Organism: Nelumbo nucifera (sacred lotus)
Lineage: Eukaryota; Viridiplantae; Streptophyta; Magnoliopsida; Proteales; Nelumbonaceae
Source: RefSeq, a predicted model, not a curated record